This is a messenger RNA of Cylicostephanus goldi, 315 nucleotides long. Lineage: Eukaryota; Metazoa; Nematoda; Chromadorea; Rhabditida; Strongylidae. The record is from the annotation of a GenBank genome assembly.
AUGGUAGUACAGCAGCUCAACAGUGCCGAAGAGUUCAAUAAAUUUCUGCUAGAUUGGAAACUUGCUGUAGUGCAUUUCUAUGCAUCAUGGGCGCCCCCAUGCGAACAAGUGAAUAAAGUUCUCAAAGACCUACAGGAUGAUUAUAAAUCAUACCCAGUUGGUUUUGCUUUCAUCGAUGCUGAAGGCGUGCCCGAUGUUUCCGCUAAGCACUCUAUUGCUGCUGCACCAACAUUAAUAUAUUUCAAGGGAGGUAAAGAAGUGGAUCGCGUGAACGGUUACAAACCUAGCGAAAUUGAAUCAAAGCUGACUCAGCAU